AUGACCUUACUAAUAAGCAACUUAAAAUUUGUUUUUAUUCUUACAGAUAUUGUCGCGUCUAGCAAAGAUAUAUUUUUUCAAACCCUAACAAAACUUGGGUUGGCUAACAGACACCCAGGUGCAAUAUCGAUCCGAGACAUUGUUGCCGUAGAUGCAAGCGAAUGGAAGAAGAAAGAAAAUGGAACUGUUUGUUCAACUGAUAUUCCGUGGUUAGUCCUUAAACGAUUGAUUAGUUCGAAUAGUGAAUCUAGGGACAUAUCAGUAACAAAUGAACAAGAUUUAAAUAACGGCAAUGUUUAUGAAGAUACUUUGAGCUUUUUAUCAGACAUGCCUGACGAUAAACAAGAAGACAUAAGCCCAUUAGAUGUAUUUCUUACAAUUUUUCAAUGUUGUGAUCCUUUUUUGAAACAAGUCGUUGUACAAAAACUGUAUCUUUGCAAAAUCGCUGUACCAUUUUUGUAUAAGUAUUGGGAAGAAACUAAUGAACAGCAAAUGUCAGUACUAUCUGUUUGGCCGUUGCGAUCUUUAGCAAUAGAAAAUAAACAAAGAAAUUACGGAAACAAUGAGGUUCAAUGUCAAGAAAUUGACAUUCUUGAGCUUCAAACGAAAAUGAUAGCUUUUGGAAGGUUGGGUCGACCCCGCUAUUCAAAAUCCAAAUUGAUGAAUAGUAUUCUUUCGGAUCAUGGAUGUAAAACUUUUUUCAAUUUUGACUCCCUUUCUGGAAUGACAAAAAGAAAAUUAAGUAAUGGACACGUUGAAAUGUUCUGGUUGCCGUUAAUUGGGGAUAAAAGAGAUAUAUUUCAAGAGGCAAUGACAUUUUUGAACUUAAGGGGUGAUUUAGAACAUGAUUUUGAUGCAGAAAUUCAACAUUUUAUUUCAACCUUUGUUGAUACUCUCACCAUAGUAGUUGACAUUGAAACUAUUCUAAAAAGAAGUAGAAAUGUAAUUGAUAUUCUCCUGAAAUGUUCGUCAGUAAUUUUAAUUAUUGCAAACCCCAUUACACAAGAAACAAAAAUGGCAAUACAUGAGUUUAAAUAUAAUGUUUUGAAAUUGAAACCAAACAUAACUCUCCGAGUGUUGAGCACAUAUAAAGGAAAGGUUGAACAAAACGCUGUCGACAUGGUCGCCUUUAUAUCAGUACAUAUAACAGAUCAAUUGAAGUCAAAUUGCACUAAAUCAUAUCAUGAACGCUUACAACAAGCAAAAGUAAAAAUAAUAAUAGAUGAAGAUGAUAAAAACUGUCAAAUAGGUAAGCACGAAUCAAAUAAAAUGAUUAAGCAGAUGAAUAGAGAGGGCUUAUCAAAUACUUGGAAGCAAACUCUGACACCUGUUCAUAGUAAAUUUUCAAAAGAAUUAGGAAAACUUAUCAAAAAGCGGGAGAGGGAAAAAAGCAUUCAAGGGGGCAACGCCAUUGAUACAAACAUUAAAAAUAUUAGAGAAGCUCAAAUAAAAGCAAUAACAAAAUCAGUUAAACUUUUUACUUACAUGCUUCAAAAGUAUGAAAAUAAGUUUAAUGUAAUGAAGUAUUUUCUUUGUUGGUUACAUUUGUCAAUCGAAAAAGAAAAGCGACAAUCAUUGCCGCCAUUAAUUGACGAACGUCGACUAGCUUGGAGAAAAUUAAAACUUCUUAAAAGUCAGGAAAGACAAGUUCAAUCUGAUAUAGUAGAACAAGAAAAUUCCAUAUCAGAACUGGAAGAACGGAUAAAUGAAGCAUCAUUUUUAAUAGAACAUUUUUUUCGUGAGAUAGGACACAUAAAUGAGGCAAUCUUAGAACUUGGAAAAGACAGUGUUGCAUAUGAAUUGCCCCCACUAGGUCAAAUAUCAAAAAUAAUUGGUUUUCUGGUUGCUGAUGGACACCAAUUAGAACUUAUAGAUGGCGAAAGCUUUUAUAUGCCCUAUAGAUGGUUAAAAGCUGUAGUCAACGAAGUUGAUAAAUUUAUUGGAGCAGGCAAGGUUCUAGCACUCAGCGUGUUAGGGUUGCAAAGCUCUGGAAAAUCAACUCUCUUAAAUACUAUGUUUGGAUGUCAGUUUUCAACCCGAACCGGAAGGUGUACCAGGGGUAUUCAUGCACAACUGAUACCUGUAGAUAUAUCUAAAUGUGAUGAUAAAUUAUCAGAUUACAAUUUCAUUCUUGUUGUUGACACAGAAGGGCUGAGAUCACCAGAACUAAGUCAUUAUCAACAUGAGCAUGAUAAUGAAUUAGCAACUGUAAUAACUGGAAUAGGAGAUGUAACACUGAUAAAUAUAAUGGGGGAAAAUACAAGCGAAAUACGAGAUAUACUUCAAGUUAUUGUACAUGCAUUUCUUAGAUUGAAAAUGACAAACAAAGACUUAGACAUAAAGAAAAGCUGUUCCUUCCUGCAUCAAAACGUAACAGACACUUCUGCGUCCGACAAAAUGAUGAGUGGUCUAAGAAAAUUAAUUCAAACUCUAGAUGAGAUGACAAAAGAAUCAGCAGAAAGCGAAAAUAUUAAAAAUAUAACUACCUUCAAUCAGGUUAUUGAAUUUGAUAUUAACUCACAGGUAUGGUAUCUUAAAAAUCUGUGGCAAGGUAAUCCGCCGAUGGCUAGAGUUAAUACUGAAUACAGUGAAAAGGUAAUAGAUAUUAGGUCUAGUAUCUUGAAAAAAGCCUUGGCAAUGAAAGAUAAAUCCUACAAAUCUUUAGACGAUAUAACUGAACAUGCACAUAACUUAUGGAAAGGUGUUCUUAACGAAGAUUUUGUAUUCUCCUUUAGGAAUAGCAUUGAAAUUAAAGCUUAUAAGGCUAUGGAACAUGUUGUUCAAGUAUCAACAAUUUGGCGAUCUUGA
Molecule: messenger RNA, 2808 nt
Organism: Ruditapes philippinarum (Manila clam)
Lineage: Eukaryota; Metazoa; Mollusca; Bivalvia; Venerida; Veneridae
Product: interferon-induced very large GTPase 1-like
Exons: 1
Coding region: 1-2808 (935 amino acids)
Molecular function (GO): GTP binding
Source: RefSeq, a predicted model, not a curated record